AUGAUGCCAGCCCAGUAUGCUCUAACCUCCAGCCUGGUUCUCCUGGUGCUGCUGAGCACAGCCAGAGCAGGCCCCUUCUCUUCACGGUCCAAUGUGACACUGCCAGCCCCCCGGCCCCCUCCCCAGCCAGGGGGCCACACAGUGGGGGCUGGAGUGGGAAGCCCCUCUUCUCAGCUUUAUGAGCACACAGUGGAAGGAGGGGAGAAGCAGGUGGUAUUCACCCACCGCAUUAACCUGCCCCCUUCCACUGGCUGUGGCUGUCCCCCAGGCACCGAGCCCCCAGUCCCUGCUUCAGAGGUACAGGCCCUGAGGGUCCGUCUAGAGAUCCUGGAGGAGUUGGUGAAGGGGCUCAAGGAACAGUGCACUGGGGGAUGUUGUUCUGCCUCUGCCCAAGCUGGCACAGGUCAGACAGAUGUGCGGACCCUCUGCAGUCUCCAUGGUGUGUUUGAUCUGAGCCGCUGCACCUGUUCCUGUGAGCCAGGCUGGGGUGGGCCCACCUGCUCAGACCCCACAGAUGCUGAGAUCCCUCCCUCCUCCCCACCCUCAGCCUCGGGGUCCUGCCCAGAUGACUGCAAUGAUCAGGGUCGCUGUGUCCGUGGUCGUUGCGUGUGCUUUCCCGGCUACACUGGCCCCAGCUGUGGCUGGCCAUCCUGUCCCGGGGACUGCCAAGGCCGUGGGCGCUGCGUGCAGGGCGUGUGUGUGUGCCGGGCAGGCUUCUCAGGCCCCGACUGCAGCCAGCGCUCCUGCCCUCGAGGUUGCAGCCAGAGGGGACGCUGUGAGGGUGGGCGCUGCGUGUGUGACCCAGGCUACACUGGUGACGACUGUGGCAUGAGGAGCUGCCCUCGCGGUUGCAGUCAGAGGGGGCGCUGUGAGAAUGGGCGCUGCGUGUGUAACCCCGGCUACACUGGCGAGGACUGUGGGGUGAGGAGCUGCCCUCGGGGCUGCAGCCAGCGGGGACGCUGCGAGGACGGGCGCUGCGUGUGUGACCCCGGCUACACUGGCGAGGACUGUGGUACGCGGAGCUGCCCCUGGGACUGUGGCGAGGGCGGGCGCUGCGUGGACGGCCGCUGCGUGUGCUGGCCCGGGUACACAGGCGAGGACUGCAGCACGCGGACAUGUCCGAGGGACUGCCGGGGCCGCGGGCGCUGCGAGGACGGCGAAUGCAUUUGCGACACGGGCUACAGCGGGGACGACUGCGGCGUGCGCAGCUGCCCUGGCGACUGCAACCAAAGGGGCCGCUGCGAGGACGGCCGCUGCGUGUGCUGGCCGGGGUACACUGGAACCGAUUGCGGCUCGCGCGCCUGCCCACGCGACUGUAGAGGUCGCGGGCGCUGCGAGAACGGCGUGUGUGUUUGCAAUGCGGGCUACAGCGGCGAGGACUGCGGUGUGCGCAGCUGUCCUGGGGACUGUCGUGGCCGGGGCCGCUGUGAGAGUGGCCGCUGCGUGUGUUGGCCGGGGUACACAGGCCGGGACUGCGGCACGCGCGCCUGUCCUGGCGACUGUCGCGGGCGCGGGCGCUGCGUGGAUGGCCGCUGCGUGUGCAACCCGGGCUUCACCGGUGAGGACUGUGGGAGCCGUCGCUGUCCCGGGGACUGCCGUGGGCACGGCCUUUGCGAGGAUGGCGUGUGCGUGUGUGACGCAGGCUACUCAGGGGAAGACUGCAGCACGCGCAGCUGCCCCGGGGGCUGCCGAGGCCGCGGCCAGUGCCUAGAUGGGCGGUGUGUGUGCGAGGACGGCUACUCUGGCGAGGAUUGUGGUGUGAGGCAGUGCCCGAAUGACUGCAGCCAGCACGGCGUGUGCCAGGACGGUGUGUGCAUCUGUUGGGAAGGCUACGUGGGUGAGGACUGCAGCAUCCGCACCUGCCCCUCCAACUGCCACGGGAGGGGCCGCUGUGAGGAAGGGCGCUGCCUGUGCGACCCAGGCUACACCGGCCCUACCUGUGCCACCCGCAUGUGCCCGGCUGACUGCCGGGGACGUGGGCGGUGUGUGCAAGGAGUGUGCCUGUGCCACGUGGGCUAUGGCGGUGAGGACUGCGGGCAGGAAGAGCCUCCAGCCAGCGCCUGCCCUGGAGGCUGCGGGCCCCGGGAACUGUGCCGGGCAGGCCAGUGUGUGUGUGUAGAGGGCUUCCGAGGCCCUGACUGUGCCAUCCAGACAUGCCCAGGGGACUGCCGUGGCCGAGGAGAGUGUCACGAUGGCAGCUGUGUCUGCAAAGAUGGGUAUGCUGGUGAAGACUGCGGAGAAGAGGUGCCAACCAUUGAGGGCAUGAGGAUGCAUCUCUUGGAGGAGACAACAGUUCGGACAGAGUGGACCCCGGCUCCUGGCCCCGUGGAUGCCUAUGAAAUUCAGUUCAUCCCCACGACAGAGGGGGCGAGCCCCCCAUUCACAGCACGGGUUCCAAGCUCUGCCUCAGCCUAUGACCAGAGAGGACUGGCCCCUGGACAGGAGUACCAGGUUACUGUCCGAGCCCUUCGAGGGACCAGCUGGGGCCUUCCUGCCUCCAAGACCAUCACCACCAUGAUCGAUGGGCCCCAGGACCUCCGAGUGGUGGCUGUGACACCGACAACACUGGAGCUUGGCUGGCUGCGUCCCCAGGCUGAGGUGGACCGAUUUGUGGUGUCCUACGUCAGUGCCGGCAACCAGAGGGUGCGGCUGGAAGUGCCCCCUGAAGCAGACGGGACGCUGCUGACUGACCUGAUGCCAGGCGUAGAAUAUGUGGUGACUGUCACAGCGGAGCGGGGCCGGGCAGUCAGCUACCCAGCUUCUGUCAGGGCCAACACAGCACCAGGCCACUACAGUUACCCGGAGGUGCGCCCCCCAUCCCCGCCCCCCAAGUCCCGGCCCCGGCCAGCCCCAGCCCCGCGGCCCCCACGGCCCCCUCGGCCCUCGAGGCCCGCAGAGGAAAGGGAGGAGGAGUCCCCGCCCAGGCCAAGCCUGUCCCAGCCCCCACGGCGGCCUUGGGGCAACCUGACUGCCGAGCUGAGCCGUUUCCGCGGCACGGUGCAGGACCUGGAGCGCCACCUGCGGGCUCACGGCUACCCACUGCGGGCCAACCAGACUUACACGUCGGUGGCGCGCCACAUCCAUGAAUACUUGCAGCGGCGUCUGUUGGCCGCCGCCCCCGCCGGCUCCCCCGCACCCCCGCCCCGCCACCCCCGCCCCACCGCCAGCCCUGAUCCCGGCACCAGGAAACGGGACUCCAACCAGGGAAUCUACGGCCUCUCGCCUGAAGGCGUCGACCGGGUGGCUGCGUCCCGCCACCCCAAGCCAGAGGUGCUGGGCAGUUCCGCCGAUGGCGCGCUUCUCGUGUCUCUCGACGGGCUCCGCGGCCAGUUCGAGCGCGUGGUGCUGCGCUGGCGGCCUCAACCGCCUGCAGAGGGCCCCGGCGGUGAGCUGACUGUGCCGGGCACCACGCGCACCGUCAGCCUGCCCGACCUCAGGCCCGGCACCACCUACCACGUGGAGGUCCACGGGGUGCGGGCGGGGCAGACCUCCAAGUCCUACGCCUUCAUCACCACCACAGGGUCCUCACCCUCGGGCCUCUUGGGGACUACCGAUGAGCCUCCUCCCUCAGGCCCCUCGACGACGCAAGGGGCCCAGGCUCCUCUCCUGCAGCAGCGCCCCCAGGAGCUGGGAGAGUUGAGGGUGCUGGGCAGAGAUGAGACAGGGCGCCUCCGUGUGGUCUGGACCGCCCAGCCCGAUACCUUUGCCCACUUCCAACUGCGCAUGCGGGUGCCCGAGGGGCCGGGGGCACAUGAGGAAGUGCUGCCAGGGGACGUCCGCCAGGCUGUGGUGCCUCCACCCCCUCCUGGAACCCCGUAUGAGCUGUCACUUCAUGGGGUCCCUCCUGGGGGCAAGCCCUCUGACCCCAUCAUCUACCAAGGCAUUAUGGACAAGGAUGAGGAGAAGCCUGGGAAGUCUUCAGGCCCACCACGCCUGGGUGAGCUGACGGUGACAGACAGGACCUCCGACUCCUUGCUCCUGCGCUGGACGGUCCCCGAGGGCGAGUUUGACUCCUUCAUGAUCCAGUACAAGGACAGGGACGGGCAGCCCCAGGUGGUGCCCGUGGAAGGACCCCAGCGCUCGGCCGUCAUCACCUCCCUGGAUCCUGGCCGCAAGUACAAAUUUGUCCUGUACGGGUUUGUUGGCAAGAAGAGGCAUGGUCCGCUGGUGGCUGAAGCCAAGAUCUUGCCUCAGAGUGACCCAAGUCCAGGGACUCCACCCCGCCUGGGAAACCUGUGGGUGACAGACCCUACCCCAGAUUCACUGCACCUCUCCUGGACUGUCCCUGAGGGCCAGUUUGACACCUUCAUGGUCCAGUACAGGGACAGGGAUGGACGGCCCCAGGUGGUACCUGUGGAAGGGCCCGAGCGUUCAUUUGUUGUCUCCUCACUGGACCCUGACCACAAGUACAGAUUCACUCUGUUUGGAAUUGCGAACAAGAAGCGGUAUGGCCCCCUCACGGCCGAUGGCACCACUGCUCCAGAGAGGAAAGAGGAGCCCCCCCGCCCUGAGUUCCUGGAGCAGCCCCUCCUGGGGGAACUGACAGUGACCGGCGUGACCCCAGACUCCUUGCGUCUCUCAUGGACAGUGGCCCAGGGCCCCUUCGACUCAUUCAUGGUCCAGUACAAGGAUGCACAGGGGCAGCCCCAGGCAGUGCCUGUUGCGGGGGAUGAGAAUGAGGUUACCGUCCCUGGCCUGGAUCCCGACCGGAAGUAUAAGAUGAACCUCUACGGGCUUCGUGGCAGGCAGCGUGUGGGGCCCGAGUCUGUGGUGGCCAAGACUGCUCCUCAGGAGGAUGUGGACGAGACCCCCAGCCCCACAGAACUGGGCACGGAGGCCCCAGAGUCCCCCGAGGAGCCGCUCCUGGGGGAGCUGACAGUGACAGGAUCCUCCCCUGAUUCGCUGAGCCUCUUCUGGACCGUCCCCCAGGGCAGCUUCGACUCCUUCACCGUGCAGUACAAGGACAGGGACGGGCGGCCCCGGGCGGUGCGUGUUGGGGGCAAGGAGAGCGAGGUCACCGUGGGAGGCCUAGAGCCUGGGCACAAGUACAAGAUGCACCUGUACGGCCUCCACGAGGGGCAGCGCGUGGGCCCGGUGUCCGCCGUGGGCGUGACGGCCCCACAACAAGAAGAGACCCCUCCAGCCACCGAGUCCCCGCUGGAGCCACGCCUAGGAGAGCUGACAGUGACAGAUGUGACCCCCAACUCUGUGGGCCUCUCCUGGACAGUCCCCGAGGGCCAGUUUGACUCCUUCAUGGUCCAGUACAAGGACAAGGACGGGCAGCCCCAGGUGGUGCCGGUGGCUGCAGACCAGCGAGAGGUCACAGUCUACAACCUGGAGCCUGAGAGAAAAUACAAGAUGAACAUGUAUGGACUACAUGAUGGGCAACGCAUGGGCCCCCUGUCUGUGGUCAUCAUGACGGCUCCCCUCCCACCAGCCCCAGCCACAGAGGCCUCCAAGCCUCCCCUGGAGCCACGCCUAGGGGAGCUGACAGUGACGGAUAUAACCCCUGACUCUGUGGGCCUCUCGUGGACAGUCCCUGAGGGUGAAUUCGACUCCUUUGUGGUUCAGUACAAGGACAGGGACGGGCAGCCCCAGGUGGUGCCCGUGGCUGCAGAUCAGCGGGAGGUCACUAUCCCUGACCUGGAACCCUCCCGCAAGUACAAGUUCCUGCUCUUUGGGAUCCAGGAUGGGAAACGACGCAGCCCAGUCUCUGUGGAGGCAAAGACGGUUGCCCGAGGUGACGCCAGCCCAGGGGCCCCACCCCGCCUUGGGGAGCUGUGGGUGACAGACCCCACCCCAGACUCACUGCGCCUCUCCUGGACGGUUCCUGAGGGCCAGUUCGACUCUUUUGUGGUCCAGUUCAAGGACAAAGACGGGCCCCAGGUGGUGCCCGUGGAGGGCCAUGAGCGCUCUGUCACUGUCACCCCUCUGGAUGCCAGCCGCAAGUACAGAUUCCUCCUCUAUGGCCUCCUGGGCAAGAAGCGCCAUGGCCCCCUCACUGCCGACGGCACCACGGAGGCCCAGAGUGCUAUGGAUGAUACUGGAACAAAGCGUCCCCCAAAACCCCGUCUGGGGGAGGAGCUGCAGGUGACCACCGUGACCCAGAACUCCGUGGGCCUCUCCUGGACAGUCCCUGAGGGCCAGUUUGACUCCUUUGUGGUCCAGUACAAAGACAGGGACGGGCAGCCCCAGGUGGUGCCCGUGGAGGGCAGCCUCAGGGAGGUCAGCGUGCCGGGCCUGGACCCCGCCCACAGGUACAAGCUGCUGCUCUACGGGCUGCACCGUGGCAAGCGUGUGGGCCCCAUCUCGGCCGUCGCCAUUACUGCCAGCAGGGAAGAAACGGAAACUGAGACCACAGCCCCGACCCCUCCAGCGCCUGAGCCCCACCUCGGGGAGUUGACAGUGGAGGAGGCCACGCCACACACCCUGCAUCUCUCCUGGAUGGUGACUGAGGGAGAAUUUGACUCCUUCGAAAUCCAGUACACAGAUAGAGACGGGCAACUCCAAAUGGUCCGUACAGGAGGCGACCGGAAUGACAUCACCCUCUCUGGCCUGGAAUCCGACCACAGAUACCUGGUGACCCUGUAUGGUUUCCGUGAUGGGAAGCAUGUAGGUCCUGUCCAUGUCGAGGCCCUGACAGUCCCGGAGGAGGAGGAGCCUUCAGAACCUCCCACCGCAACCCCCGAGCCCCCCAUCAAGCCUCGCCUGGGGGAGCUGACCAUGACAGAUGCCACCCCUGACUCCCUCAGCCUGUCCUGGACGGUUCCUGAGGGCCGGUUUGACCACUUCCUGGUCCAGUACAGGAAUGGAGAUGGGCAGCCCAAGGCAGUGAGGGUGCCAGGGCACGAGGACGGGGUCACCAUCUCGGGCCUGGAGCCAGACCAUAAAUACAAGAUGAACCUGUACGGCUUCCACGGUGGCCAGCGCAUGGGCCCUGUGUCUGUUGUCGGGGUGACAGCUGCAGAGGAAGAGACCCCCAGCCCCACAGAACCCAGCAUGGAGGCCCCGGAGCCCGCUGAGGAGCCGCUCCUGGGGGAGCUGACAGUGACAGGAUCCUCCCCUGACUCGCUGAGCCUCUCCUGGACCGUCCCCCAGGGCCACUUCGACUCCUUCACCGUGCAGUACAAGGACAGGGACGGGCGGCCCCAGGUGGUGCGUGUUGGGGGCGAAGAGAGUGAAGUCACUGUGGGGGGCCUGGAGCCUGGGCGCAAGUACAAGAUGCACCUGUACGGCCUCCACGAGGGGCGGCGCGUGGGCCCAGUGUCUGCUGUGGGCGUCACAGCCCCCGAAGAGGAGUCCCCUGAUGCUCCUCUUGCAAAGCUGCGCCUAGGGGAGAUGACAGUGAGAGACAUCACCUCCGACUCCCUCAGCCUCUCCUGGACAGUCCCCGAGGGCCAGUUUGACCAUUUCUUGGUCCAGUAUAAGAAUGGGGACGGGCAGCCCAAGGCGGUGCGGGUGCCGGGACACGAGGAUGGGGUCACCAUCUCGGGCCUGGAGCCAGACCACAAGUACAAGAUGAACCUGUACGGCUUCCACGGUGGCCAGCGCGUGGGCCCCGUGUCUGCUGUUGGUUUAACUGCCCCAGGAAAGGAUGAAGAAAUGGCCCCAGCCUCGACAGAACCUCCCACCCCUGAACCCCCCAUCAAGCCUCGCCUGGGGGAGCUGACCGUGACAGAUGCGACCCCUGACUCCCUCAGCCUGUCCUGGAUGGUUCCCGAGGGACAGUUUGACCACUUCCUGGUCCAGUACAAGAAUGGGGAUGGGCAGCCCAAGGCAACACGGGUGCCAGGACAUGAGGACAGGGUCACCAUCUCCGGCCUGGAGCCAGACCACAAGUACAAGAUGAACCUGUACGGCUUCCACGGUGGCCAGCGCGUGGGCCCCGUGUCUGCCAUCGGGGUGACAGCUGCAGAGGAAGAGACCCCCAGCCCCACAGAACCCAGCACUGAGGCCCCGGAGCCCCCUGAGGAGCCGCUCCUGGGGGAGCUGACAGUGACAGGAUCCUCCCCUGACUCGCUGAGCCUCUCCUGGACCGUCCCCCAGGGCCGCUUCGACUCCUUCACCGUGCAGUACAAGGACAGGGACGGGCGGCCCCAGGUGGUGCGUGUCAGGGGCGAGGAGAGCGAGGUCACUGUGGGGGUCCUGGAGCCUGGGCGCAAAUACAAGAUGCACCUGUACGGCCUCCACGAGGGGCGGCGCGUGGGCCCGGUGUCCACUGUGGGCGUGACUGCCCCACAAGAGGAUGUGGACGAGACCCCCAGCCCUACAGAACCAGGCACAGAGGCCCCAGAGCCCCCCGAGGAGCCUCUCCUGGGGGAGCUGACAGUGACAGGAUCCUCCCCUGACUCGCUGAGCCUUUCCUGGACCGUCCCCCAGGGCCGCUUUGACUCCUUCACCGUGCAGUACAAGGACAGGGACGGGCGGCCCCAGGCGGUGCGUGUUGGGGGCCAGGAGAGCGAGGUCACUGUGAGGGGCCUGGAGCCUGGGCGCAAGUACAAGAUGCACCUGUACGGCCUCCACGAGGGGCAGCGCCUGGGCCCGGUGUCUGCCGUGGGCGUCACAGCUCCAGAGGAUGAAGCCGAGACCACCCAAGCAGUGCCCACCAUGACCCCUGAGCCCCCCAUCAAGCCUCGCCUCGGGGAGCUGACCGUGACAGAUGCCACCCCCGACUCCCUCAGCCUGUCCUGGACGGUUCCCGAGGGCCAGUUUGACCACUUCCUGGUCCAGUACAGGAAUGGGGACGGGCAGCCUAAGGCGGUGCGGGUGCCGGGGCACGAGGACGGGGUCACCAUCUCAGGCUUGGAGCCAGACCAUAAAUACAAGAUGAACCUGUACGGCUUCCACGGUGGCCAGCGUGUGGGCCCCGUGUCUGCCAUUGGGGUGACGGCUGCAGAGGAAGAGACCCCCAGCCCCACGGAACCCAGCACUGAGGCCCCGGAGCCCCCUGAGGAGCCGCUCCUGGGGGAGCUGACAGUGACAGGAUCCUCCCCUGACUCGCUGAGCCUCUCCUGGACCGUCCCCCAGGGCCACUUCGAGUCCUUCACCGUGCAGUACAAGGACAGGGACGGGCGGCCCCAGGUGGUGCGUGUCAGGGGCGAGGAGAGCGAGGUCACCGUUGGGGGCCUGGAGCCCGGGCGCAAAUACAAGAUGCACCUGUACGGCCUCCACGAGGGGCAGCGUGUGGGCCCGGUGUCCACCGUGGGUGUGACAGCUCCAGAGGAUGAAGCCGAGACCACCCAAGCAGUGCCCACCAUGACCCCUGAGCCCCCCAACAAGCCUCGCCUCGGGGAGCUGACCGUGACAGAUGCCACCCCCGACUCCCUCAGCCUGUCCUGGACGGUUCCCGAGGGCCAGUUUGACCACUUCCUGGUCCAGUACAGGAAUGGGGACGGGCAGCCUAAGGCGGUGCGGGUGCCGGGGCACGAGGACGGGGUCACCAUCUCAGGCCUGGAGCCAGACCACAAGUACAAGAUGAACCUGUACGGCUUCCACGGUGGCCAGCGCGUGGGCCCCGUGUCUGUCAUUGGGGUGACGACUGCAGAGGAAGAAACUCCCGCCCCCACAGAACCCAGCACGGAGGCCCCGGAGCCCCCUGAGGAGCCGCUCCUGGGGGAGCUGACAGUGACAGGAUCCUCCCCUGACUCGCUGAGCCUCUCCUGGACCAUCCCCCAGGGCCACUUCGACUCCUUCACCGUGCAGUACAAGGACAGGGACGGGCGGCCCCAGGUGGUGCGUGUCAGGGGCGAGGAGAGCGAGGUCACCGUGGGGGGCCUGGAGCCCGGGCGCAAAUACAAGAUGCACCUGUACGGCCUCCACGAGGGGCAGCGUGUGGGCCCAGUGUCCGCUGUGGGUGUGACAGCUCCAGAGGAUGAAGCCGAGACCACCCAAGCAGUGCCCACCAUGACCCCUGAGCCCCCCAUCAAGCCUCGCCUGGGGGAGCUGACCGUGACAGAUGCCACCCCCGACUCCCUCAGCCUGUCCUGGACGGUUCCCGAGGGCCAGUUUGACCACUUCCUGGUCCAGUACAGGAAUGGGGAUGGGCAGCCCAAGGCGGUGCGGGUGCCGGGGCACGAGGACGGGGUCACCAUCUCAGGCCUGGAGCCAGACCAUAAAUACAAGAUGAACCUGUACGGCUUCCACGGUGGCCAGCGCGUGGGCCCCAUCUCUGUCACUGGGGUGACGGAGGAAGAGACCCCCAGCCCCACAGAACCCAGCACUGAGGCCCCGGAGGCCCCUGAGGAGCCGCUCCUGGGGGAGCUGACAGUGACAGGAUCCUCCCCUGACUCGCUGAGCCUCUCCUGGACCGUCCCCCAGGGCCGCUUCGACUCCUUCACCGUGCAGUACAAGGACAGGGACGGGCGGCCCCAGGCGGUGCAUGUCAGGGGCGAGGAGAGCGAGGUCACCGUGGGGGGCCUGGAGCCCGGGCGCAAAUACAAGAUGCAUCUGUACGGCCUCCACGAGGGGCAGCGCGUGGGCCCAGUGUCCACCGUGGGCAUCACGGCGCCCCUGCCCACACCACUGCCGGUGGAGCCCCGCCUGGGGGAGCUGGCGGUGGCGGCCGUGACCUCGGACUCAGUGGGCCUCUCAUGGACAGUGGCCCAGGGCCCCUUUGACUCCUUCCUGGUGCAGUACAGGGACGCGCAGGGGCAGCCCCAGGCAGUGCCUGUGAGCGGAGACCUCCGAGCGGUCGCCGUCUCGGGGCUGGACCCGGCCCGCAAGUACAAGUUCCUGCUCUUUGGACUCCAGAAUGGGAAACGCCACGGCCCAGUCCCUGUGGAGGCCAGGACCUCCCCAGACACCAAACCGUCUCCCCGCCUGGGGGAGCUGACUGUGACAGAUGCGACCCCUGACUCCGUGGGCCUCUCGUGGACGGUCCCUGAGGGCGAAUUCGACUCCUUCGUGGUCCAGUACAAGGAUAAGGAUGGUCGGCUCCAGGUGGUGCCGGUGGCAGCCAACCAGCGGGAGGUCACAGUCCAGGGCCUGGAGCCCAGAAGGAAAUACAGGUUCCUGCUCUAUGGUCUGUCAGGCAAGAAGCGACUGGGCCCCAUCUCUGCUGACAGCACCACAGCUCCCCUGGAGAAGGAGCUACCUCCCCACCUGGGGGAACUGACCGUGGCUGAGGAGACCUCCAGCUCUCUGCGCCUGUCCUGGACGGUGGCCCAGGGCCCCUUUGACUCCUUCGUGGUCCAGUACAGGGACACGGACGGGCAGCCCAGGGCAGUGCCUGUGGCCGCAGACCAGCGCGCAGUCACCGUAGAGGACCUAGAGCCUGGCAAGAAAUACAAGUUUCUGCUCUACGGGCUCCUCGGGGGAAAGCGCCUGGGCCCGGUCUCUGCCCUGGGAAUGACAGCCCCAGAAGAGGACACACCAGCCCCAGAGUUAGCCCCAGAGGCCCCUGAGCCUCCUGAAGAGCCCCGCCUAGGAGUGCUGACCGUGACCGACACAACCCCAGACUCCAUGCGCCUCUCGUGGAGCGUGGCCCAGGGCCCCUUUGAUUCCUUCGUGGUCCAGUAUGAGGACACGAACGGGCAGCCCCAGGCCUUGCUCGUGGACGGCGACCAGAGCAAGAUCCUCAUCUCAGGCCUGGAGCCCAGCACCCCCUACAGGUUCCUCCUCUAUGGCCUCCAUGAAGGGAAGCGCCUGGGGCCCCUCUCAGCUGAGGGCACCACAGGGCCGGCCCCUGCUGGUCAGACCUCAGCAGAGUCAAGGCCCCGCCUGUCCCAGCUGUCUGUGACUGACGUGACCACCAGUUCACUGAGGCUCAACUGGGAGGCCCCACCUGGGGCCUUCGACUCCUUCCUGCUCCGCUUUGGGGUUCCAUCACCAAGCACUCUGGAGCCGCAUCCGCGUCCACUGCUGCAGCGCGAGCUGAUGGUGCCGGGGACGCGGCACUCGGCCGUGCUCCGGGACCUGCGUUCCGGGACUCUGUACAGCCUGACACUGUAUGGGCUGCGAGGACCCCACAAGGCCGACAGCAUCCAGGGAACCGCCCGCACCCUCAGCCCAGUUCUGGAGAGCCCCCGUGACCUCCAAUUCAGUGAAAUCAGGGAGACCUCAGCCAAGGUCAACUGGAUGCCCCCACCAUCCCGGGCGGACAGCUUCAAAGUCUCGUACCAGCUGGCGGAUGGAGGGGAGCCGCAGAGUGUGCAGGUGGACGGCCAGGCCCGGACCCAGAAACUCCAGGGGCUGAUCCCAGGCGCUCGCUACGAGGUGACCGUGGUCUCCGUCCGAGGCUUUGAGGAGAGUGAGCCUCUCACAGGCUUCCUCACCACGGUUCCUGACGGUCCCACGCAGUUGCGUGCACUGAACUUGACCGAGGGAUUCGCCGUGCUGCACUGGAAGCCCCCCCAGAAUCCUGUAGACACCUAUGACGUCCAGGUCACAGCCCCUGGGGCCCCGCCUCUGCAGGCCGAGACCCCAGGCAGCGCGGUGGACUACCCCCUGCAUGACCUUGUCCUCCACACCAACUACACUGCCACAGUGCGUGGCCUGCGGGGCCCCAACCUCACUUCCCCAGCCACCAUCACCUUCACCACAGGGCUAGAGGCCCCUCGGGACUUGGAGGCCAAGGAAGUGACCCCCCGCACCUCCCUGCUCACUUGGACUGAGCCCCAAGUCCGGCCCACAGGCUACCUGCUCAGCUUCAACACCCCUGGUGGACAGACCCAGGAGAUCCUGCUCCCAGGAGGGAUCACAUCUCACCAGCUCCUCGGUCUCUUUCCCUCCACCCCCUACAAUGCACGGCUCCAGGCCAUGUGGGGCCAGAGCCUCCUGCCGCCCGUGUCCACCUCUUUCACCACGGGUGGGCUGCGGAUCCCCUUCCCCAGGGACUGCAGGGAGGAGAUGCAGAACGGAGCCGGUGCCUCCAGGACCAGCACCAUCUUCCUCAACGGCAACCGCGAGCGGCCCCUGAACGUGUUUUGCGACAUGGAGACUGAUGGGGGCGGCUGGCUGGUGUUCCAGCGCCGCAUGGAUGGACAGACAGACUUCUGGAGGGACUGGGAGGACUAUGCCCAUGGUUUUGGGAACAUCUCUGGAGAGUUCUGGCUGGGCAAUGAGGCCCUGCACAGCCUGACGCAGGCAGGUGACUACUCCAUGCGCGUGGACCUGCGGGCUAGGGAUGAGGCUGUGUUCGCCCAGUACGACUCCUUCCGCGUAGACUCGGCUGCGGAGUACUACCGCCUCCACUUGGAGGGCUACCACGGCACUGCAGGGGACUCCAUGAGCUACCACAGCGGCAGUGUCUUCUCUGCCCGUGAUCGGGACCCCAAUAACUUGCUCAUCUCCUGCGCUGUCUCCUACCGAGGGGCCUGGUGGUACAGGAACUGCCACUACGCCAACCUCAACGGGCUCUACGGGAGCACAGUGGACCAUCAGGGAGUGAGCUGGUACCACUGGAAGGGCUUCGAGUUCUCGGUGCCCUUCACGGAAAUGAAGCUGAGACCAAGAAACUUUCGCUCCCCAGCGGGGGGAGGCUGAGCUGCUGCCCACCUCUCUCGCACCCCAGUAUGACUGCCGAGCACUGAGGGGUCGCCCCGAGAGAAGAGCCAGGGUCCUUCACCACCCAGCCGCUGGAGGAAGCCUUCUCUGCCAGCGAUCUCGCAGCACUGUGUUUACAGGGGGGAGGGGAGGGGUUCGUACGGGAGCAAUAAAGGAGAAACUGAGGUCCCCA
Molecule: messenger RNA, 13675 nt
Organism: Gorilla gorilla gorilla (western lowland gorilla)
Lineage: Eukaryota; Metazoa; Chordata; Mammalia; Primates; Hominidae
Product: tenascin-X-like
Exons: 44
Coding region: 1-13482 (4493 amino acids)
Biological process (GO): regulation of cell adhesion; neuron projection development
Molecular function (GO): protein binding
Source: RefSeq, a predicted model, not a curated record